This is a messenger RNA of Parastagonospora nodorum SN15, 966 nucleotides long. RefSeq lists its product as hypothetical. The record is from RefSeq and is a predicted model, not a curated record. Bases 1 to 966 code for a protein of 321 amino acids. Lineage: Eukaryota; Fungi; Ascomycota; Dothideomycetes; Pleosporales; Phaeosphaeriaceae. The transcript has a single exon.
AUGAUCAAGUCCCAAUGGGAAGAGGUCCAGACUUCUUCAAGGGGCCCUGUGUCAGACUGGACUCGUCAUGUUGUGGCACACAUUGCUCUUUGGGCUGUCUCCUGCGCCAGCCAAAUCGUCCUAUACACUUCGGCUUUCUGGAGUCCAACAGCACCCAAGCUUCAUGCGAUCACGACCUCUGGCCCUCGAGACUCAAUCAUGUCCGACCUUCGCAGCAACCGGUUCUUGAUGAAAUCCAACCAGCCAUCGUCCCUUGCGGAUACGAUGCACUCGCCUACAUACUCUGCAGGAUCUUCUCAGUCUCUGAAGUCUUUCAGGGACUCUAUGCGCCAUGUUGUGCGUCCAGCAACUUCUCGAACUACACUCAUCGGCAGGACUUCACUCACGCGCGAUGCAAGCAUUCACUCUCAAGCUGAGUCAUUUGACCACGUUCCUCACUCUGAUGGGUUCGAUAGCUGGGACACAAGUAGCGUGAGCCUGCAGGCUCGUGAUGCAGUAAUGCAGUCUGUAUCAUCACGACGCACAGCCUUGGACCCCAUCCCUGGCAGCCGACCAACGACACCUGCCUAUUCCCUUGAGGGUCCUUUCAACUCGGAACUUGAGGAGGACGUUGAAGAGUUGGCCCCGCCACCAAGGAUGAUGCACGAUUAUUCACGACCAUCGAGCCCAGCAAACAGCGAAGCACAUAUUCAUCACGCUUUUCCGAUCGGAAAGUCCCAUUCCAGCACCAGAAGCUACGCCCGGCACCAACAUUCUUGCCAGCCCUUUCGCAACCCAAGCGAUUACAUGUCCGACAAGGUCUAUCAACCGCAUAAGAUCGAAUUCCCACUUGAGUCAGGCUCGCGAGCCCAAGACUCGUGGCAGACCAUCAAGCCCGCACGCAUCGUCGCGGACCCCCAGCCCCAUCAGCAGGGAACUCACACCUCCGAUCCCAGACUACGUUCUAAACUCCUCGCCGCGCAGUAG